This is a messenger RNA of Rubroshorea leprosula, 1084 nucleotides long. The record is from the annotation of a GenBank genome assembly. NCBI's taxonomy places the organism in Eukaryota, Viridiplantae, Streptophyta, Magnoliopsida, Malvales, Dipterocarpaceae.
AUUCUCAUCCUCACUGGUGACGGUAGCUACUAUAGUCACCUUGCAUUCUUUCUCUUUCGCGACGGAUACUUCCUCUCGCCGGAGCGUCUGUCACCGGUCGCGCGGACUCAGAUUGCCUAAUUCUCCUACGCUGCCUAAUCUCCAAAAGGAAGAUGGCGAGACUGGUGAUUCGGAUACCGAUGGGAAGACAAGCCGCAACCAGAAGAAGCGCGAGUCAUACUUCAAUUUUUUCCGAAUAACAGCAAAUUUAUUUUCCCGCCCGCCAUAACUUUUCAUGAUUUGUAUGGAUUUGCAGAGUGGCGGCUCUCGGACAAGAAGUAUUUGAGGCUUUAACGUUAGUGAAGGUGCUUCUUAGAACUUAGAAAUUCAAUGAGACUCGGACCGAAUGUUCGAGAAGGAAAGCGUACGCAGUUCAAUUAUAUUGGGAAACUGCUGCGAGAAGUAGAACCUGAAUUAAUGGAUACUUUGAUUCAAGCUGCGAAUGUUGGUGAUCAGAUAACACUGCAGCACCCAGCUAGUUUGCAGCCGCAAAUCAUGGAAGAUGAGGAUGAUGAUGAGGAAUCCGAAAGUGAGGAUGAAGAUGAGGUAUCACAAGCUCACACCAAUAUUGCAAGUAGAUGGUUUGAUGGCUUGAUCAGUAAGGACAUAACAAUUACAAAUGAAGUUUAUUCGAUUAACAGCGUUGAUUUUGAUCGACAGGAACUACGCAAACUUGUACGUAGAGUACACUCGAUGAAAGACAAAAGACAAGGUGUUACAGAGGAAAAUGAUAGGGUGAAAAUAGAUGCAGAAAUAAUGGUUGCCGAGAAGUCCCUCACCCGUUUCCUUGGAGACAUUGCUAGGCAAUUACCAAAUGAAUAACAUCUGAUUACUUGUAACAUUGUCAUUCUUCUGUGCAAUAAGGUAAUAUUGUUGAUCUAGGCAUAUGAUUCAAGCGUAGCCAAUUAAAAGUUUAUUUAUAUAGUACUCAGAAUUUUGUAACUUCUUGCGAGUAUGCACUUCUUUGCGAGCCGGUGUUUGUUGCCCUUCAUCUUCAUCGGACUGUGAAAAUAUUAAUUAAAAUUAAUAAAAUAUGUAAAAAAUU